AUGGAAUACGAUACGAAAACCCCGCUGUACUCAACGUCCGACAAAACUUCCUUCGCAUACAUCUCAGCAAGAGACCGUUGGCCUAUCAUAAUUACUGGUGCAAUCGACGACGUACACAGAGCAGUAUCAGAAACAACAGACGAGAGCAAACGGGUAGAAGGAAAGAAGAUUGUUGAGGAUCUAGCGAAGCUCAAAUACGAACUGCAGCACGACAGAAAGCUGACACCUCUACUCGAUGAUGGAAACCCAGAUAUUUCAGGAUAUAAUAAAGAACUCGAGCAAUUAGGAACCCCAUCAUGGUUUAAUGUCCCAUGGCUUUACGCAGAAUGCUAUCUUUACCGACGUUUAGCAACAUCCUUCUCCCUCUCAAAUCAAUGGAAAUCCUACGAUGUUUUUGCCCGCCAAAAGAUAUCCACGUUCCGCUCUUCUCGCCCUGCUGUCCUCGAACUCGCCGGCAGGUACCACGAACUUAUAUCACAGUUAGGGAAGCAGAGCGAAAAGUCAGAACAGGAAGUUGAUGAGGCGGAGAAGAUUUUGUUUAUGGAAAUGUGUGAGAUCUGCCUCUGGGGAAAUGCUACGGACCUUUCGCUCCUUACUUCUUUGACGUAUGAGGAUAUCCAAAAGCUGCAAGGAUCCGAGGCACGCAAAGCUUCCGAGAAGAACAUCAUUAUCAAUGAUCUAGGAGCUGCAUAUGAUGUUUUGAAAAAGGCAAAGAAUGAGGGGAAGAAGGAAAGGAGGGUUGACAUUGUCUUGGACAAUGCUGGGUUUGAACUUUACGUGGAUCUCAUACUUUCUGGAUUCCUACUGUCCGCCGGUCUGGCUACGAAUGUUAUCCUGCACCCAAAAUCUAUCCCCUGGUUUGUAUCGGACGUCGUUCCUGCGGACUUUGCUGCGCUUCUAAAUGCACUGGCUUCGCCCCAAGCGUUCUACUCAAACCCCUCGGAUGAAGAGAAAAAUGACGACAAGACUCCCGAACCACUAUCUCAGAAAGAAGUUGAUGAGUUAUCGUUUUUGUUCCAGAACUGGACUGGGUUGUAUGCAGAGGGGCAGUUGAUGCUUCGUUCCAAUGGAUUCUGGACUGAGGGAGGAAGCUAUUGGAGAUUGCCAACUUCUGACUCCAGGCUCCACGAAGAUUUAAAAGAGAGCGAGCUCGUGAUUUUCAAGGGAGAUUUGAAUUACCGGAAGUUGACAGGAGAUGCCAAUUGGGAUCCAACGACACCUUUCACCAAAGCGAUCGGCCCUAUGGGUCCCGGUUCCAGCGUCAACGUUCUGGCAUUGCGAACUUGCAAAGCAGAUGUUGUAGUUGGUCUUAAGAAGGGCGAAGACGAGAAACUGAGAGCUACGGAAGGGCGUGGUGGAGAUAGCGGGGCUCGAAAGUGGGCAUGGAGCGGGAAAUGGGCUGUCGUCUCGUUCUCUGCUGGGAAUUAA
Messenger RNA from Lachnellula hyalina, 1428 nucleotides. RefSeq names its product Protein-glutamate O-methyltransferase. The transcript has 5 exons. Gene Ontology annotation, biological process: DNA damage response. NCBI's taxonomy places the organism in Eukaryota, Fungi, Ascomycota, Leotiomycetes, Helotiales, Lachnaceae. Gene Ontology annotation, molecular function: phosphatase activity. Gene Ontology annotation, cellular component: cytoplasm; nucleus. The record is from RefSeq and is a predicted model, not a curated record. Bases 1 to 1428 code for a protein of 475 amino acids.